UCAGGCUAGGCUAUAAAGACCACAUGACCAGAACUCGAUCACCCAACCUGCAAGCAGCCAAAACCAAGCAUCUAAAUCAAAAUAGCCUGUCUAGAUCUAGUUCAUUUCAGCUGGUCUGAAGAGAUUGCAGCAAUGGCGGCUCAGGGAAGAGGCAGUGCAAGUACAACCGCCAGCGCGCUCGUCGCCGGCGCCGUGCUACUGUGCCUGCUCCUGCCAACAGCAAUGGCGAAAACGUACAUGGUCGGCGACGGCGCCGGCUGGACUAAGAACCUCGAGUCCACCUGGCUGCCCGGGAAGACCUUCUACGCCGGGGACGUCUUCGUGUUCAAGUACGACAAGGAGAAGCACGACGUGACGGUGGUGGGCGGCAAAGGGUACGCGCGGUGCAAGGCGCCGAGGAACAGCACCCACAGCUGGGUGAUGCGCACGGGGAACGACCAGGUCACGCUGCGCAGGGGCAGCAACUUCUUCAUCUGCGGGCAGCCCGACCACUGCGCCAAAAACAUGAAGCUCGCCGUCAAGGCCUUGUGAUAUCGAUCGAUCCAUGAUCCACGCGCGCGUGCACCUAUUAUAGAUCGAGUCAAUGCAGAGGCCGGCGGGCGUAUAUUAUCAUACCAUCGAUCGAUGCCUAUAUGGUGGUGCGCUCGUCGUUGACUGCUCGUGUGCCUUGUUGUGUUCUCUUUUAAAUGUUUUCUGUUAUGAGUCGUUUCACAUUUUGUAGUGACCUGCGCAUAUCAAUCAUGUUAUCAUCGAGUAAAACUUGAUGUUUUAGUUCUCUA
Brachypodium distachyon (stiff brome) is the source of this 779-nucleotide messenger RNA. RefSeq names its product basic blue protein. Lineage: Eukaryota; Viridiplantae; Streptophyta; Magnoliopsida; Poales; Poaceae. Gene Ontology annotation, molecular function: electron transfer activity. The record is from RefSeq and is a predicted model, not a curated record. Gene Ontology annotation, cellular component: plasma membrane. Bases 133 to 531 code for a protein of 132 amino acids. The transcript is spliced from 2 exons.